This is a messenger RNA of Rotaria sp. Silwood1, 1062 nucleotides long. Lineage: Eukaryota; Metazoa; Rotifera; Eurotatoria; Philodinida; Philodinidae. The record is from the annotation of a GenBank genome assembly.
AUGUCAAACAACGUUUUGACAAAAAAGGAACUUGAAAAAUUGAUAGAAGAUCGAGAUGAAUCAGUGAAAUUCGUCCAAGAGAAAGUAACAUCAAAAACAAGUGAAUUGUGGCAGUUUUAUCAUCAUAUUUUCGUGAAAGAUCAUCAACAACAAUUUGUAUCUUGUAAUACAUGUAAAACUUUAUUACUUGUUACACCUACAAGUGGUACAAACACUCUAAAAUCUCAUCACCAUUCAUGUGUACAACGAAAAGAUAAAUCAAUAGGUGCACAUCAACAAACAGUUCAUGAUUUUUAUUCUUCUUCAAAGCAAACAACAAUUCCAAAACAAUUAAAAUUACGUGUUACACAAGCAUGGACAGAAUUUUAUGCUACAUAUAGUCGGGCAUUCAAUCUGAUAACAAGUGAUGGUUUUCAGAAUCUUGCAAAUGUUUUAUUUGAUGCCGGUCGUUCAAUGUAUAAAUCUUCAAUUCAAAUAAAAGAUCUUCUUCCACAUCCAACAACAACUGGUCGAAAUGUUAGUCGACUUUAUGAAGAAUAUAAAUUGCAUUUGGUUGUUUGUCAUGUAAGACGUUCAAAUCAACAAGAAAGUUUAUCCAAGAAACGUGUCUCUUACAGUGAAACUCGAUUUAAUGGUGGUUUAAUAAUGAUGGAUAAUUUUCUAGAUCUUUUCUUUGAAUUACGAUCAGCAUUAAUUAAUAGUAGUUUUAUGGUGAAUUAUAACUUGAUUGAGAAAGAUCUGCUUAAUGACGUUUCGCGACGUUUGAAUAAUGCUUCGCCAGUAACAGAUGAACAUCGAUUAGCAACGAUUUUGCAUCCAAAACUAAAACAUUUUGAUUGUUGUCGUUAUGAAAAAGAAAAAUCUAUCGAUAUAUUGAAAUUAGAAUUUAAAAAACAUCAAUCAAUUAUUUCUUUAUCUUACACAAAUUCAUUAACUCCUACAUAUGGCAAUUUGCAAUCUUCUUCAUCAGCAUCUGCACCAGAUACAGCAACAAAACCAAAGAAUCUUUUAGUACAAUGUUUUGAUGCAAAAGUCAAUGUUGUUGUAAUGAUGACAAAGUGA